UUAAUUGAAAAACAUAAAAAUAUAUUUUGGUGCUUGCUUUGGUUGGUUCUGUUGUGUGACUGGGAGAAGGCCAUUGACGCUUUUGGAAAUCUUCCACUCCUACUUGUUUCUCUGUUCUUCAUCUUUCUGCAGGAACAUUUUCUUCAGGAAAGGAUUAAAAUUUGUGUUUCUUUUUAACCCUUUUUAGGGUGAGAGACUGAGACGUUAAUUUUUGGCUUCACAAAAAAAAUGGUGCAAGGUGUGUCAUUGACCACUCUAGCAACCUGUGGAAAGAGCAGAAUCUAUGGUUUGUCUCCAUCUUGGAUGGCACCCUUUCAGCCAUUUAAAAGAUCCAAUCUUACCUCUGCCAACUGCAAACACUCUGUUUGGAACCAGUGUAUUCAGAACUUAGUCUUAAUUGGGUACCCUUUUGUGUCAAGGCAAAAUGGUUUUAAGACCAAAGCAGCAUGGAUGUUUAGAGGGGGGGAGCAAGGGUUGGAUGCAAGUGUAGAGCAGAGUGAAAGUUCUAAUGAGGAUAUCUUGAUGUUCUUCUUUCACCUGGACUUAGCCACAAGAGUGCAGUGUGCUUUAAACAUGGAAGAGUAUGACAUUGCGCAGCAGCUGCGAAACAAACUUACCGAGGUUGAAGAAGAGGUAAUUAAGCAACAACAGUCAAAAAGGGGAUUAUCUUCAAAAAGUGAAGCUCAAGAUAAAGGUCUAAGUAUUAUACGUCUUCGUUCAGACCUUCAGAGUGCUAUUGAGAAAGAGGAUUAUGCCUUGGCUGCUGAAUUACGUGAUAAAAUUUCUAAACUAGAAGCGGAGUCUCUGGCUGCUUCAGCUAAAGCUUUGGCACAUGAAAAUGCACAAUAUGUGUUCCGCUUAGGGCAGAAAGUGACACAUAAAAUAUUUGGCUAUAGAGCUAUAAUAUGUGGAAUGGAUCCUGUAUGCGGUGAAUCGAGCUCAUGGAUGGAAAAUGCGCAGGUUAAGAAGUUGUCUCGUGGUUCCACUCAACCGUUUUAUCAGCUUCUUGUUGACGUUCGUGCUGAACCAAAUCUACUGGUGGCGUAUGUUGCAGAGGAGAAUCUUUUCAUACCUGAGAAACCAGACAAAGUUGGAUCACCCCUACAUCUCUUUUCUGUUCUAUGGAAUGGAUUCAGCUGGAGAUUUCAUCCCUAUUAAGCAACUGCGGGAGAAGUACAAUAAACCGCGCCAUGAAAUACCAACCGAUGAAGAUGGAGGGAAAGCUUAAAUUACAAUCUCGUGAUUGAGAUUGAAAAUCUUGAGAUGAUAUAUUGAAAGAAUCGGUUGAUCGCUAUGGAGAAAAGUAGAAAAGUUAUUGGCCAGAAAGCAUUCCUUGUGUUGAUUUUACAAUGAUGGAUACCGCUCUAUAAGGUUACUCACAUUGCAUUGUAUUGUAAAUGUUUUCAUUGUAUGAUUUAUCAGUAGUGAAGGUACUGAUUACUGAACCCUGCCUUUAACAUAUGUCUGUAGUCUGUACAUAAAGUUAAUGAGAAAAAGUUAUCUCCUAUUUCCAUCCUAAAAUAAGAGGUUGUGUUUAUAACUCAGCAUAUUUUACUCUAUACAAGAAAAUCAGGUCAUAUAUAA
Molecule: messenger RNA, 1584 nt
Organism: Cicer arietinum (chickpea)
Lineage: Eukaryota; Viridiplantae; Streptophyta; Magnoliopsida; Fabales; Fabaceae
Source: RefSeq, a predicted model, not a curated record